AUGAAGCUGAAAAAAUCAUCUGAUGAGAAAUAUGUUCCUCUUAGUUACUAUGAAAUUUUGUUUGCUUCUCUGCUUGCAGUUCUUGUGUGCGUUUGUGUUGGACUGAUUGUACUUUCAUGGUUAUCAGUCCAGGAGUUAGAACAAGCUGCAGCAGAUGGGAAUACUCAUGGCUACACGGGAACAUUUAAAAUACUCUCUGGGACAUCAUUCACUCCUGCUUUGCAAAACAGAUCAUCAACUGAUUUCAAAGUCCUUGCCUUUGAUGUUGAAGAAUUGAUACAAACAGUCUUUCAAGCAAGUGAUCUGAAAAACGAAUUUGAGAGAUGUGACAUUUCCCAGUUCACGAAAUCUGAAGACAGCCAUGAAAGAUUCAAGAAAUCAGAGACUAGUGUUGUUGUGACCUUCAGCCUUUAUUUUACCCAGAUGAUAACAGUUGAGAAAGUAAAAACUGAGCUGGUUUUGGGUAUCAACGCAAAUAAAACUAAUCUUACCCAGACUUUGAAAGUUGAUGUGAACAGCAUACAAGUCACAGCAGCUGCUGAAAACCUUACUACAAUGAUGCCUUUAACUUCAUCAGGUCAGUGCUUCGAGAGAGCAAGAAGUAGAGUUCUAACCUUGGGUUGUGUUUGCCCAGGUUCAGGACAACUCACUACAAGCAAGUCCUCAACAACUGUAGCUGAGUGUUUGCCACCUGCUGAACUUUGUGACGAUGGUGUAACCUGCAUUAGAAAAGAUUUAUUUUGUGAUGGAGUCUUGGACUGCCCAGAUCAUUCAGAUGAAUCUGAAAAAAGAUGUGCUGCAGUUUGUGAUGGAAAAUUUAUGUUGACUGAUUCCUCUGGGUUUUUUCACUCUAUGAAUUAUCCAAAACCAUAUAAUGCAAAUAUUGUUUGCCAAUGGAUUAUACGAGUGCCUCAAGGGUUAUCCAUUAAACUGAACUUCACUUCUUUUGAUACACAACAAUAUGCAGACAAUUUAAAUAUUUUUGAAGGUACAGGAGAAAACAAGUUUUUAAGAGCUUCUCUGUCAGGGACUAAUCCUGAGACAAUUUACAUUUUUUCUCAUGAGGCUACAGCACAGUUUAUAUCCGAUUAUUCUGAAAAUUACAAUGGCUUUAACGCAACGUACACUGCAUUUAAUGCAAAUGAACUAAACAAUUAUGAGAAAGUCAAUUGCACUUUUGAAGAUGGCUUUUGUUAUUGGAUACAAGAUUUAGACGAUGAUUCAGACUGGGAGAGAAUUCAGGGCCCUACUUUUCCCUUUAUGAGUGGUCCUGAUUUUGAUCAUACAUUUGGCAACAUGUCAGGAUUUUAUAUUUCAACACCCACAGGACUUGGAUUUGGAGAUGAGAGAGUCCGGAUUCUGAGUUUGCCUUUGGUCUCUUCAGAUGCAUUUUGUCUAAGCUUUUGGUAUUUCAUGUACAGUACUAAUGUUUACCUUUUAAGAGUUAGCAUAAGUAAUGAGCAUGGUUUGGAAAAGAUUAUUUUCCAGAAAGAAGGAAACUAUGGAAACAACUGGAAUUAUGGACAAGUAACUUUAAAUGAAACAUCUGAUUUUAAGGUUCUUUUUGAUGCCUUUAAAAAGCGUGGUCCCAGUGAUAUUGCCUUGGAUGACAUUGGCCUGACAAAAGGAAAGUGUAAUGAAAGUAUUUAUGUAGAGCCAACUGUGAUUCCAGAUGUUACCACUGUCCCUUCAGUUCCCACUGACUGCGGAGGGCCAGUUGAACUGUGGGAGCCAAACAGUACAUUCAGCUCUGAAAACUUUCCAAACAAUUACCCUAAUCAAGCUUUUUGUGUGUGGUACUUAAAUGCUGAAGAAGGAAAAAACAUUCAACUUCAUUUUCAGGUUUUUGAUCUGGAAAAUAUUUAUGAUGUAGUUGAAGUCAGAGAUGGCAGAGGACCAAAUUCCUUACUUUUGGCUGUCUAUACAGGACAAGACCCAUUGCCAGAUGUCUUCUCUACAACAAACCAGAUGACAGUAAUCCUCCUUACGGACAAGUCUGCAACAAAGAAGGGAUUUCUUGCAAACUUUACUACUGGCUACCAUCUAGGAGCUUGUGCAAUUGAUGAGCAUCAGUGUGGUAGUGGGGAGUGUAUACCAUUGCAUAACCUUUGUGACAACCUACCUCAAUGUGAAGAUGGCUCUGAUGAAGCAAAGUGUGUGAGAUUGCUUAAUGGUUCUCUAAGCACCGAAGGGCUGGUACAGGCCAGGAUUGGGAAGAUGUGGCACUUGGCAUGUGCAGACGAUUGGAAUGAACAGAUUUCAGACAGUGUUUGCCAGCUGCUGGGGUUAGGGGAUGCAAAUAUGUCAUCAACUGUAUUAUUCACUGGAGAUGGUCCUUUUGUCAACAUCACCAAAGCAGCUAACCAGAGCCUAAUGUUUACAAAAAGAGAACACUGUUUGAACAACCUGGUGGUUCAUCUGCAAUGUAACAUUAAAUCCUGUGGAAAAUACCUGGUAACUGAGAACAAUCAAACAAAGAUUGUAGGUGGAAGUGAUGCCAGAAGAGAGGCUUGGCCUUGGAUAGUUUCACUCCAUUUUAAUUCCAGACCUGUUUGUGGAGCUUCCCUUGUCAGCGAUGAAUGGCUGGUGACAGCAGCACACUGUGUAUAUGGGAGGCAACUAAAACCAUCUCAAUGGAAAGCAGUUCUUGGCUUGUAUGACCAAUCAGAUAUGGCACAGCUUUCAACAGUAGUUCAAAACAUCGAUCAAAUAGUUAUAAAUCCUCAUUACAUGAAGCAUACAAAAGAUAGUGAUAUUGCUCUCAUGCACCUUCAAUACAAAGUGCAAUAUACAGAUUACAUACAACCUAUCUGCUUACCAGAAGAAAAUCAACAGUUUUUACCAGGAAUUAACUGUUCCAUUGCUGGCUGGGGUAGUAUUGUCAAUGAAGGUCCCACUUCAGAUAUACUGCAAGAAGCAGAGGUCCCUCUCAUUUCAAAUGAAAAAUGCCAACAACAGAUGCCAGAAUAUAGUAUUACUGAGAAUAUGAUCUGUGCGGGAUAUGACAUCGGAGGAGUAGAUUCCUGUCAGGGAGAUUCAGGUGGUCCUCUGACGUUUGAAGAUGGUAAUACAUGGUUUUUGGUUGGUGUAACAUCAUUUGGCUACGAGUGUGCACUUCCCAAACGACCAGGAGUGUAUGUUCGAGUCACCAUGUUUGUGGACUGGAUCAAAAAAAUCAUCUAUUAA
This is a messenger RNA of Grus americana (Whooping crane), 3186 nucleotides long. It is a transcript of the gene TMPRSS15, whose product is annotated as transmembrane serine protease 15. Gene Ontology annotation, biological process: acrosome reaction; proteolysis. Gene Ontology annotation, molecular function: protein binding; serine-type endopeptidase activity. Gene Ontology annotation, cellular component: membrane. The record is from RefSeq and is a predicted model, not a curated record. The transcript has 27 exons. Bases 1 to 3186 code for a protein of 1061 amino acids. NCBI's taxonomy places the organism in Eukaryota, Metazoa, Chordata, Aves, Gruiformes, Gruidae.